AUUAGUCUGAGUGAGACUAGCUGGCGUCGGGCAAACAUUUAAAAUGCUACUUUCCGACGAUCGACGAAACACUUGGAUAACUUUGAGCGCACGCCUGACCGCUUCACCGCUUUUCCUUUGGCUUAUUUCACGCACGGUUCGUAAGUUGCACUCAAAUUCCUACAAGAUCUCGGAGUAGGGGGCCAUUCAAAGCACACAGGAGAGAACAAGAAAAAAACGGAGGUAUUGGCUAACCGGUUUAAAUAAAUCUUGGACGGAUCAUUGAAGAAGCUGUUGAGAAUGGAACAAAAAGCGGAGAUGGCACUUGUGUUUAGUGCACUGCUUCUGCUUUCGCCGCAUCUUCCUGAGGCUAAAUCGAUCAACGAGCUUCACUCGAAUUCGGUGGACGAUCAAGCAAACAGGCGACUGACACAUCGCCUACCGAUCAUCCCUGAGAAAGAGGGCGAAACCAAGCACAUCAAAGCACCAGAGACAGCUGAAAUCACAGAAAACCCAGGAAAAUAUCUGCCCCUUAAGGGUGGCUCCACUAUUAUGAGCCUUAAACUUAAGAGAAACGACCUCCGCGGGGACUGGUGUAAGUUGAGGCCGGUGCUACAAAAGCUUCAUCAUCCAGGGUGCAACUCGAGCUUUAUCAUGAACAACAUGUGCUACGGACAGUGCAUGUCGUUUUUUAUCCCAAGACAUUUUACUUCGUGCGCGUUCUGCACGCCUGUGUCCAAGAACGUCGUCAGCGUGCACCUCAAGUGCGCCGGGGAUUUAAAAGUGGUAAAAAAAGUGAGCAUUAUUCAAUCUUGCAGCUGUCGACCCUGCGGAAAUCAGUAUAUAUAGCUUAUAACGGAUAACUGCACUCACAAGACCCGUAGACUAAAGUUUGGAGUGCAAAAGUGUAAUUCAGACGGGAACUGCAAGAAGAUCGGCACCUAACAAAACUGUAGGAAAAGAAUAAGCUAUAAAGCGUACUCAAUUACAAUUAUUCAAGAAAACAACCCCAGGGACAGAUAAAGGGACGAGAACGUGUUUCAAGAGAAAACAGUCUGAAACUAGACUGAUAAGGCCACUAGACCGGGGCCAGUGUUCAUGUGGCGACGAGGUCGCUCGACAUGGUCUACGGUCAGCAAGUCUCGUUUGGUAAAGGAACUUAACGCCCAUUCUGGCAUCGCGCCUAGCGCUUAUGCAAAGCACUGCUCACUAAAGCAAUAGACAAUUAGUUACUUGCUCGCUUUAAUUGUUGAAAUUAGAGCAGAUUUGAAUUUUAGAUUGCGCCCGGAGUGGCGUUUAUAUAACGGCCUUCUUAUCAGUAAAAAGCUCAGGUAAUUGAGCAAUAUAUAUAUAUAUACAUAUACUUCUCGGUCGAUAAAAAUGUAAUAUAUACCUAUUUAGUUUAAAAUAAAAUAUAUCUAUAUUAAAGUAGUUGAAACGUA
This is a messenger RNA of Nematostella vectensis (starlet sea anemone), 1421 nucleotides long. Its product is annotated as cerberus. The record is from RefSeq and is a predicted model, not a curated record. The coding region runs from base 280 to 828 and encodes 182 amino acids. Gene Ontology annotation, biological process: animal organ morphogenesis. Gene Ontology annotation, molecular function: BMP binding; receptor ligand activity. NCBI's taxonomy places the organism in Eukaryota, Metazoa, Cnidaria, Anthozoa, Actiniaria, Edwardsiidae. The transcript is spliced from 3 exons.